AAAUGUGCAAUGAAUGAGAGCAUUUUGACAGCAUUGACUGGGACCGUAUGUUAAGUGCAAACGUAAGAAUAACCAAAAUCCGGUGUUUUAUGUAUUUUUUUAUCAAAGAAUUCUUUCUAAUUCUUAAAAUAAAAGUUCUUCCAAUUUCAUUAAAAUUCCAAAAUGUUAGAUUUACUUAAACGCCUGGAUGCCUAUCCAAAGACUUUCGAGGAGUUUAGCUUUAAAACAUUCAUGGGAGCAAUAGUUACAAUCAUUAGUUCACUAAUAAUUGGAAUAAUGAUUAUAAUGGAGGUUAAUGCCUACUUAACACCAAAUGUCUCAGAAGAAUUAUUCGUUGACACAACACGGAGUCAUAAAUUGCAAAUAAAUUUGGAUAUUGUUGUACCAAAAAUCUCAUGCAAUUAUUUGAGUGUUGAUGCCAUGAAUACAGCCGGGGAGCAACAUCUUCACAUUGAGCACAGUAUCUACAAGCGGCGCAUUGAUUUGAAUGGGAAUAACAUUACGGGUGAUGAACCAGUUAAAGAACUGAUAACAACAGCAAAGGACAAAAUUGCUGAGAAAGUAGUUAGUAGUUCAUCAACGGAAAUGCCGCAAAUCAACACAACACAAACAUGCGGAAGUUGCUACGGAGCUGCACAGAAUGAGAGCCAAUGUUGCAACACAUGCCAGGAGGUAAUAGAUGCGUAUCGGGCAAAACGCUGGAAUCCCGUUCCGGAGGAUUUUGUUCAAUGCCAGAAUGAGAAGAUGAGCAGUAGGACACACAGUGACAAUGCCCUGAAGGAGGGAUGUCAAAUCUACGGGACGAUGGAGGUGAAUCGAAUGGGUGGGAGCUUCCACAUUGCGCCCGGACAGAGUUUCAGCAUCAAUCACGUCCACAUCCACGACGUCCAGCCCUACACGUCGUCCAGCUUCAACACCUCCCACACCAUUAAGCACCUCUCCUUUGGCGAACGCAUCAACUUCGCCAACACCCACCCACUGGAUGAGCUGCACGUGGCUGCAGACGAGGGCGCAAUGAUGUUUCAGUACUACAUCAAAAUCGUCCCAACAUUGUACAUUAAACGCUCCGGAGAGGCCGUGCAUACAAAUCAAUUUUCCGUUACGCGCCACCAGAAGGUUGUGUCCAUCAUUACGGGAGAAUCGGGUAUGCCGGGAAUCUUCUUCAGCUACGAACUCUCACCGCUUAUGGUCAAGUACACGGAAACGGAGAACUCCAUUGGGCAUUUGGCAACGAAUAUUUGUGCAAUUGUUGGUGGAAUUUACACCGUUGCGGGGAUUCUCUAUUCAAUGCUCCACACAUCAUUGAAUGCAAUUAAGAAGAAAAUUGAAUUAGGAAAAUUUAGUUAAAGUUUUUGUUUUUUUUAAUCAAACUUUGACUUUCCAUUAAAUCUCACAAAAAAAAAGAUCUUAAAAGAAAACUCUUCCAGAAUAUAUUUUGCUGCAUUUUCUUUCCACAUAUGUGAAGGAAAAUUAACCAAAAAUCAUUGAAUUGAAAGAAGUUUGUUUUUGAGUUAAAGAAAAUUUUAAAUUGGACUUAUUUUGUAAAGAAAAAAAAUUAGCUGAAGUAAAUUUCUGUUGUUUUUAAAUCAAAUUGUAAAUGAUUUUAGAAAAAUUAAUUAAUUAAAAUUUUAAUUAAUUAAAAAAAAA
Messenger RNA from Lutzomyia longipalpis, 1647 nucleotides. Its product is annotated as endoplasmic reticulum-Golgi intermediate compartment protein 3. Gene Ontology annotation, cellular component: endoplasmic reticulum membrane; COPII-coated ER to Golgi transport vesicle; Golgi membrane. The record is from RefSeq and is a predicted model, not a curated record. Gene Ontology annotation, biological process: retrograde vesicle-mediated transport, Golgi to endoplasmic reticulum; endoplasmic reticulum to Golgi vesicle-mediated transport. The transcript is spliced from 4 exons. NCBI's taxonomy places the organism in Eukaryota, Metazoa, Arthropoda, Insecta, Diptera, Psychodidae. Bases 163 to 1347 code for a protein of 394 amino acids.